Vitrella brassicaformis is the source of this 2971-nucleotide messenger RNA. Lineage: Eukaryota; Vitrellaceae. The record is from the annotation of a GenBank genome assembly.
CGUGAUUAUGGCGUCAGCUUGUCCCUUUUGCUGCCGAAGGACGACAUUCUUCCUCUGCGCCGACUGCAUACACGUCCGGUCAGCUCAGCAGCAAGAUGUGCAUGGCAUGGAUGGAACCAUGCAUGGGCAGACAGACAGACAGACAGACAGGCAGGCAGACAAAGCAGACGACGGACGGAUAGACAGUCUGACGAGAAGCAACAACACCCGCCCUCCAACCUUCCGACAAUCUAAUCUACCAACAUGUAGUUAGUGAUGUGAUCUCAUCUGUUUUGUUGCCGUGUUGUGUGUUGUCUGGUCUGUGCGUCGUGCAGGAUUGAGAAGGCUCGGCAUCCGCCGCUCCACCAGCACGUGCAGCGGCUGAGCGAGCGCGUGCAGCGUCGGCUGAGCCGGCUGCAGGGAUGCCGAGAGAAGCUCCUGAGGGAACGCAGGGAUGCGCUGCGCCAGUCGGUCGACAGACUCAAACACACUCUACACGCCAAACGGAACGAGGCAAACGAACGUACGCACACCAGACAGACAGACAGACAGACAAUCACAGACAGAUAGAGAAAGGAUGCCAUAUACUCAAUGCUUGUUGUCGUGGAUGUGCGCAGGUUCGUCUCGUGUGGUGCGUCUGCGGACAGCUCUCGAGAAGCGGCGGCGAGCACUGGAGGAGCAGAGGGAGCACCUGACGGAGGUCACACGCAUCCUGCAGUCAAAACUGCUGCCCAUGACGCUCCACAGGGUGGGUGGGCCGAACAGCGGGGGACACUGCAGUGCACAUGCGUCAUUCGAUUGAUUCAGUCGCUUCCCUCUUGUCGUGUUGUGUCGUGUGGUUGUUUGUGUGGUCUGUGGGUCAGUUUCUGGAUGAUCCGCCAUGCAAUGUGGCUGGCCUGGGCGCCUUCCACAUCUACCAGGAGCUCAAGGCCGUCAUGGAGGCCAUGCAGACAGAACGGAGGAAGAAGUGCUCGGAGCUCAUUUGGUAAGUAAGGUGGACAGGACAGAGGGGAAAGGAAGAAGCUGCACUGAUAGAUGAUUUGAGCGUCGGAUGCAUUGCAUCGUGAUGCUUGCUGUGUGUGUAUGUGUGUGUGUGUGUGUGUGUGUCAGUUUGUUCCCACUGAAGAAGAUUGUGUGCAAUGGGCAGAAGAUGCUCACACUGGCGGAAGUAGAGAGCUUCCAAGGUGAGCGACGCACUCACAUCGAAUCGGAUUCAUUCUUCCUCGGUGCGUUCGUUGAUUGAUGUGAUGCUUGUGAUGCACCUGAGUGCAGCGAGCGGCGAGAUGCCGUUUGAGAGGGAGAUGGAGGUGGAGGCCGCACUCUCCUUCAUCGCACCCAUCGUCUUCGGCCUCGCCGCCUACCUAGACGUGCCACUCCCCUUCCCCAUCGUCUACGGCCACUACUGGAAGUGCCAGGCCUGCCAGCGCAACAUCAGCGCACGAGACCCCAUCUACAGGCUCGCAGACACCCCCUCCCACCCCCGCCCCCACCCCUCUCCCUCGCCCAUCCCCCCUCCACCCGCCAUGCCGUCCGAUCUGCCCAACAGGAUGCCCUCCAAUAUUUCUGACGACCAGUCGACUCACUCCCACCAGGGCGACUACCCAUUCUCACUCUCCCUCGCCACCCGCGGGCAGGUCAAGCGCUCACCCGCCUCACACGCAUCAUCGCGCAGCCAGUCGAUAUCGUCGUCUGUGGCCCAGACAGUGACCAUGGGUGUGGCCAAGGUGACGACCGAAGUGGGUCAGCAGCUGCGGCAUGGCCGUGGGUCGCUCAGUGGUGUGUCGGCCAUGCUGAUGGCGCGGAAGGGUGGCUUGGGGAGGGGCGGGCAUCGCGAGCAGAGGGACGGCGGCACCAAGGGAUGGGCCGUGCCCAGAGUCAUACACAGGGGCACUGGGUAUGUGAGUGGAGGGGGGGGAGGAGGCAUCAAGGCAUCCAGCAUGUGUGUCCUUGGCUUGUGUGGUGUGGCUGCAGUGUUGCGCAUGCCUUCACGAUUUACGACGGCGUGUGCACAUCGGAUUUCUCUGCGGCGCUGCAUCUGCUGAAUCAGUCGCUGCUGCACAUGUGCGAACGGCAGGGACAACACCCACCACUCAGGCAGCACGGUAAGACACUACACCCUUGUGCAGGUGCGGACUGCGGAGGGACGAGCGAUGCACUCCGCCCCGCCUCAUUCAUGCCAUUCCAUGCUCUGUCCGUCGGGUCUCUGUCAGAUGACACACUGCAGCUGUUGAACUCAAUUAUCAGCUCGCCACAUCUCGGCUGGUACACCACGUCACGCACUCUUAUCCCAUUGGCACGCCAGCCGGAUCCCUGCAUAUAUUCAUUCCCUGUGCCAUUGGAUUUUUCCCUUUGUCCCUUGGCCUUACAUAGCCUGGUUCCGCCGCGGCCUGCAUCUGCCCUCGGCGACCUCUUUGGCCACCACUACGGCGAGGAAUCAUUCAAAGGUGAGCACACAGCACAGCCACACGCACUGCACUCGCACUCGGAAAACAGAAACACACAUCUAUGAUGUGUUGUCGCCAUCCAUGGCAUCGAUUCGAUCAGGUUAUGAGGACGGCGACUGGAUCGUCUUGUCGGAUCUGGUGGGAGCGGUCGAUGAGACCAGCCACCACCGUGAUAGAGACAGAGGAGGGAUGGACGAGUGGCCCAGCACCCCGUCGACGAGCGAGCGGGAGGGGCGGCAGCAGCACCUGUCUCCCUCGCCGGCUAAUGUCACAUGUGAAAGGACGCCGUCUCAGUACCACACACCGUCGAGUGGCAGUGUGGGGGAGGGCAACGAGCACCAGAAAGUGGCCGAGUUCCAUCUAGACGGGUGAUGUGAUGGGAUGUGUCCAUACCGGUCGGUCGAUCCGUCUGCUGGAUUGGCGAGAGAGAAUGAUGGAUGGAUGGAUGCAUGGAUGGACGGAUGGAUGGACGGAGAGAGGGUGAUAUGAGCGCGGUAAGGCGCUCACGUCCUUGCCCGGCUCAGCUCAGUUGUAGCUGUUUAUCUGUG